AUGACCGGAUUUACCUUGGCGAGAGUGACAGAGGAUAUGGCAACAGCUAUUAUGGAGUCAGAAUUAGCUCAAUUGAGCACGAGGGCUACAAAUCCGACUACAACGACCACUCUGGCCGGAUCGCCUGCUCAUCCAUACCAAGAUCAUCUGACAUUCCAUGCAACGGAUGAGGACUGUGGUGUAGAGAUCCUGGAAGCAGCCAGUCUGGAUUCAGUAACGUUCAUGUACAAAUCAGCCUCGCCAAUGCCCGACGCACACGAGUCUCCACGAUCUGAUGACCCCAGACAUCGGGCACGGGCAAUGGACAAGCUUCACGGCUAUCUCAAGCCAGCGGUUCAUGCAGGUCGUGAGAUCGUUGGCGGACUCGGCAUCAUCAGUUUCGCCUUUGACCUGAACGGUUGCGACAACAUCACGCCCUCGCCUUAUCAAGAUAGGUACAAUGGAAGAGGCCCCAGCGAGCCGCUUGUGUUACGAUGCCUGUCUGUGCCACAAGACAAUUAUGACUACGUACUUCCCUUCACACAUGAAGAAGCAGAAGCAUACGAUCUUUAUCUCGCCUUAGCCGAACACGAGGUGACAUAUCUGGCUGACGAUUGUGACCUCAUAUUGUCAUGGGUCCACGGCGAGAGUCUAGACAUCUUCAAUUAG
Recurvomyces mirabilis is the source of this 648-nucleotide messenger RNA. RefSeq lists its product as uncharacterized. Lineage: Eukaryota; Fungi; Ascomycota; Dothideomycetes; Mycosphaerellales; Teratosphaeriaceae. The record is from RefSeq and is a predicted model, not a curated record. The transcript has a single exon. The coding region runs from base 1 to 648 and encodes 215 amino acids.